Messenger RNA from Thamnophis sirtalis, 1552 nucleotides. The record is from RefSeq and is a predicted model, not a curated record. NCBI's taxonomy places the organism in Eukaryota, Metazoa, Chordata, Lepidosauria, Squamata, Natricidae.
AUGGAACUAACAUUAUUAACGGCAGUGUGUCUAAAUCCCGUUUCUUUUCUCCAAACUAGCUGUAACGAUCCGGUCCAGCGAAUCGAGCAGUGCAUCCGCGGCUCCCUCUUCAUGUGCAGCAUUGUGCAAGGGUGCAAGAGAACAUACUUGUCUCAGAGAGACCUGCAGGCUCACAUCAACCACAGACACAUGAGAGCUGGCAAGCCAGUGGCGCGUCCUCCACUGGAACCCGUCCACCCUCCUAUCGCUCCUCCUCCGGCUGACAUCCCGGAACGGUUCAUCAUGCCGCCCGACAAGCAUCACCUGAGCCACCUCCCGCCAAAACAGCAUAUCCUGAUGCCACCCCCGCCGCCGCUCCAGCAUGUGCCCCACGAGCAUUACAACCAGCCCCACGACGACAUCCGGGCCUCCCCUGCCGAGAUGUCCAUGGCGCCGCCUCCCCCUCGCCCUGUCAACCAAGACACUUUCCGCAUCUCGACCCGGAAGCACAGCAAUCUCAUCACUGUGCCUAUCCAGGACGAUUCCAGCUCCGGCGGCCGAGAACCGCCCCCACCUGCCCCGGCCCCUUCGCACCAUCACCCCGAAUACCAGACCCAGCCCGUGGUGUCCCACCCGCAUCAUAUCAUGCCGCCCCAGCAACACUAUGCCCCUCCCCCUCCCCCUCCGCCUCCCAUCAGCCACCCCAUGCAGCAUCCUCCCCAGGGGGGCGGUACCCCUCACUUGGUUUACAGCCAAGCCCCGCCCCCUCCGAUGACCUCCGCUCCUCCCCCUAUCACCCCGCCUCCCGGACAUCUAAUUGGACAGCUUCCCCCUUACAUGAACCACCCUCCGCCUGGGCCACCGCCUCAGCACGGCGGUCCCCCGGUGAAUGUCAACGCUCCCCCUCCACACCAUUACAACCCUAACGCUCUGCCGAAAUUCAACGAAGACCAAGGAACUCUCAGCCCACCGUUCACUCAGCCAGGGGGGAUGAGCCCAGGCAUGUGGCCAGCUCCGAGGGGGCCACCGCCACCACCGCGGAUGCAAGGUCCUCCUUCUCAAGCCCCCCUUCAGGGACCGCAUCACCCCGACCAGGCCAGAUACAGGCCGUACUAUCAAUGAUAGUAGUUAACGAUUGGAACUAAAACACGAUAGAAGGAUAACGUUCUGAGCUUUUAAUGAAUCCGACCGUUUAAGGAACUCUCUUUUCUGUUUUUGCUUUGUUUAUUGGGGGGGGAAAAGUAAUGAUUUCUGACUAAGGCUCUCUGGAGAUUUAAAGCUUAAAUAAUAAUUAUUUUUUUUAUAAAAAGAAAACUUUGGUUGUAGGAUUCUUGGCAUCUGGUACCCUGUAAAGCUGAGUGGCUCCGUAGCUAACAGCAGCGUUUUAAAAACUUUGUAUCCCUCGUCGGGCUGAAUUAUCCCAGAGAUUAAAAAAAACGUUUAUAAAGGCUUCCCGAAAACACCACUUACUGUACCAUUUUAAAGUAUUUUUGUUAAACCUGAUAGUUUCGUUGUGACACUUAAUUUUUUUUUGUCAACCUGUGUAUAAUUAAAUUUAAAAUAUUGUCCAAAA